AUGCCUACGAUCGCGGUCGACAAAGCUGCACUCUUCAAAGAGCUGGGCCGUGAAUACACGACAAAGGAAUUUGACGAGCUCUGUUUCGAGUUUGGAAUCGAAUUGGACGAGGAUACAAGCGAGAGUACGAAGCCAGAAGACCAGGCGCAGCCACCACAAUUGAAGAUCGAGAUACCAGCCAACCGAUAUGAUAUGCUGUGUUUUGAAGGAAUUGCACUCAACUUGAAGGUCUUUUUGGAGCAGCAAAAAUUGCCAAAAUGGACAGUCACAAGGCCGCAGGAGCUACAGGUUUUGGAGAUCAAGGAGGAGACCAAGCAAAUACGAGAGCUGUGUUCCGGUGUCAUCCUACGAAACAUCAAGUUCACACAAGAGCGUUACGAUUCCUUCAUCGCACUACAAGAUAAACUACAUUCCAACCUCGCGCGCAAUCGAACGCUGGUCUCAAUUGGAACACACGACCUUGACACUGUCAAGGGCCCCUUCACAUACGAAGCCCUACCUCCGGAGCAAAUCAAAUUCGUUCCUCUCAACCAGACCAAGGAGAUGAAUGGAAAGGAGCUCAUGGAGUUCUACGACAAAGACAAGCAUCUCGGUCGCUUCCUGCACAUCAUUCGUGACUCGCCCGUAUACCCAGUCAUCUACGAUUCAAAUCGCACAGUUCUCUCGCUACCCCCGAUCAUCAAUGGCGACCACAGCAAGAUCACACUGAACACAAAAAACGUCUUGAUCGAGAUUACGGCAACAGACAAGACCAAGGUUGAGAUUGUCAAUCACAUGCUCGUCGCCAUGUUUGCCGGAUACGCAGAGUCAAUAGAGCCCAUUCAAAUUAUUUCACCACAUAAUGGCGAGUCAAGAGAGUCACCAGACCUUUCGCCGAGGGAAUGGAAGGUGGAGGUUGACUACCUGAACGCGGUUACAGGUUUAAACCUUGCGCCAGAAGAGAUUUCCAAGCUUUUGUCACGCAUGGGCCACGAUGUUUCGCCUUCGAAGACUGACAAGAACAUCUUGGACGUUUCAGUACCGAUUACAAGAGCCGAUAUCCUCCACCAGGCGGAUAUCAUGGAAGACUAUGCGAUCGCAUACGGAUUCAACAAGCUUCCGAGAUACUAUCCAAACAAGACCGCCGCUGUCUCGGCACCGCUGCCAAUCAACAAGCUUGCGGACAUUGUUCGCCUAGAAUCCGCAGCCGCAGGAUGGACAGAAGUCAUGCCCCUCAUUCUCUGCUCCCACGAAGAGAAUUUUGAAUGGCUCAACCGCAAGGACGACGGCAACAUGGCCAUCAAGCUCGCCAACCCAAAGACGGCCGAGUACCAGCUCGUGCGAACGUCGCUGCUCCCCGGUCUGCUCAAGACCAUAAAUUCGAAUAAACACCACUCGGUGCCCAUGAAGAUCUUCGAGGUCAGCGACAUCGGUCUCAUCGAUAUGCAACAGGAGCGCAAGAGCCGCAAUGAGCGCCACUUUGCUGCCGCCAUCAUGGGCAAGACUAGCGGCUUCGAACAGGUCCAUGGUCUCCUGGACAGACUCAUGCUCAUGCUCCGCUCCGUCUUCCUGACCCGCGAGGAUGGAUUGAAAAACGAGCAGCUCAACGGUUACUGGAUCGAGGAAGUCGAAGACGACACUUUUCUCGCCGGUCACGCGGCUGCCAUCAAGGUCAAUAUCGAGGGCAAAAAUCAUACGAUUGGCGUGUUUGGCAUUUUGCAUCCCACGGUGCUGCACAAGUUUGAGCUGCCGUAUCCGGUUAGUACGCUCGAGUUUAAUCUCGAGGUCUUCCUUUGA
This is a messenger RNA of Plenodomus lingam JN3, 1776 nucleotides long. RefSeq lists its product as uncharacterized. Gene Ontology annotation, molecular function: magnesium ion binding; ATP binding; phenylalanine-tRNA ligase activity. The record is from RefSeq and is a predicted model, not a curated record. Lineage: Eukaryota; Fungi; Ascomycota; Dothideomycetes; Pleosporales; Leptosphaeriaceae. Gene Ontology annotation, biological process: phenylalanyl-tRNA aminoacylation. Gene Ontology annotation, cellular component: phenylalanine-tRNA ligase complex; cytoplasm.